UUUGAGCCAGUUUUCUUCCAUACGAGAAUUCUCUUUAAAAUAAAUCACAAUACCAGACUUCCAACCUACAUCAUCUUAAACACAGAAUCGGUAAAAAUAGCUGCACAGUGACCAACUUAGUUAUUAUUUCCUCUAGCAAACCCUUAACCAAUGCGAUUUCGCAGCCAGAUUGCCUAACCAAAGCUAAAAAAAACUGGCAUCGGCUUGAUCAACAGAUUGAAGAUCUAUUAUCUCUUAAGUACCAUGGCAGUUCCACCGAAGAAGACCACCAAUCUGCCGUCGAAAGCGGUGAGAAAUGUAGUCCCGCGCAAAAACGAGGUGCUGUCCAUCAGGAGCCUGCUGAGCUUUUUGAACAGCACCCUAGACUGCGAAUUGCGGAGCAUGGAUGAUCUGAAAACAGGAGCAGUCUACUGCCAACUGAUGCACAAACUCUACCCCGAGACGAUACCAAUUAGGAAAGUCAAGUUUUAUACGAACAACAGAAGCGACUUUGAGGCGAACUUCCGAUUGCUGAACACUAGCUUUGAAAAGCUGAGAAUAACGCGGUAUAUGACGACGGAGGAGUUAAUUUUGGGACACAAUCAAGUGCACUUCUGCAACUGGAUGUACAAGUUCUUUCAAGCGAAUGACAUCGGCACGGAAUACGAUGCCAAAAAGGUGAGAAAAGGCUCGCAAAUCGGACUAAGCAAAAGAAUUGAGGUAACCCCUUUCUCAACUGGCAGCAUGAAUCCUAUGCACAAGUCCCAGUCGAUGGUCUUUAAUUACGCUAGAAAUCCGGCCAAAUUCGAGAGGCGAAAUAGCCUAGAUAUUCAAGUGUCCAGGCCGAGCAUCUUUAAAAAUAUUCAGCAGGAAAAGCAAACCAAACAGCCGAAUCCAAAACCAUCGCAGAAAAAGAAAAUCUCAAAGACGUCGCAAUUCCUCGCCGAAAGCAAGAACGUUUCGCUGCCUUUGGAAAGCGAAGACGAGUUGGAACUAUGUGCCCAGAAAUGCUAUUUCCAGAAUCAGUUUGCGAAAAAACUUUAUAACUCAAACACCCAAGCCUUUCCAAAGCACUGUCCACAAAUCCACCAAUCGAAGUGUGGGAACGCUGCAUGCGAAUACUGUGAGCGGGAAACUGGGGAUCUGCGAUCCCAGGUACAAAACCUACAGAGUGCCAAUGAAAGGCUGAACCAAAAGUUGAAGGGUGUGGAGCAUAUAUUGAACAAAUACACCAGUAACCCAUCGGUAGCCGUUCGCAAAUUAAAUGAUUUGUUCCAGCAGAGUCCACAGGUGUCAGAGGUGUCUUCGCGGAGAAGCUCAAGAGAUACAUAUACUGUAGAAGGAUUCGCCAAGGAUCAAUUGCAUACACGGGACAGCGAAGAAUUCCACACUUGCAAUGAAUUUUCCCCUAAUCGGUUAACGGACAAAGACGCGACGAGUCUACAUCCUGGACACGACGAGCAUGCCCUUCGUUCCAAAUGCCAUUACCCAUCUAAGGGAUCGAGAAAUAUAUGUAAGAAAAGACUCAAGAUGCAUUGCCAAAACUGCGGGGCGAGUCCCAUUUUGUUUUGAGUACGUGAAAGUAGGCAUCUGAACUUCAAAAUGGCUUUUAAAUGACAGUCAAGGAAUGACUUCAUCAGAUAAUAAGUUGAUUUUAAUACUUAACUUUAUACAAAAAAUAUAGAAAAAAGUUGCUGCAAAAUUUGGUUCCGAACGAUUGGAAACAAAUUAAAAGGAUUUUGUAUUUUCUGAUUUCAAAUUGAAACUCUUUGAUCAUUAAAAUUUUGAAAGUAAA
This is a messenger RNA of Drosophila yakuba, 1774 nucleotides long. RefSeq lists its product as uncharacterized. The coding region runs from base 244 to 1551 and encodes 435 amino acids. Gene Ontology annotation, cellular component: microtubule organizing center; cytoplasmic microtubule; spindle midzone. Gene Ontology annotation, biological process: spindle assembly; regulation of microtubule polymerization or depolymerization; protein localization to microtubule plus-end. NCBI's taxonomy places the organism in Eukaryota, Metazoa, Arthropoda, Insecta, Diptera, Drosophilidae. The transcript has a single exon. The record is from RefSeq and is a predicted model, not a curated record. Gene Ontology annotation, molecular function: microtubule plus-end binding.